AGGGGACAGUACUGUGUGGGCAGCGAACGUGACAGGCUGAUGGUCCGGGCUUCCGCAUGUAUUUAUUGGCGCGCGUUUCUGUCUCAAGGGUUGUCUCAAAUAUCGGGCUCGCUCGAGUAGUUACGAGCAUUGAACCUGUCCCCCCCCCUGUUGCUGUGGCGAUGAAACCCGGUGUUCGCAGCUUCCUGAAAAAGGUCACCUUCAGCAGACACUACCAUUUGUUCACUCUUGGAGGGGUGUUUAGAAAACCUGAAAUACUUAUGCGUUCUGUAAGCGCGUUCUCCACACGUGCUGGGGCAAUCUACGAUACACGCACCUCGUUGUAUUUAUAGUAUCAUUCAACCGGCAUGAACUUGAUGAACGGUGAUGGAGCCCAUGAGCACGAGGCUGAAGCAGAGUCAAAUCAGAAUGGACAUGAAGUGGAAGACAAGACUGAGGAAGGAAACGAGCAGGAGGUUAUUGUUAUCCAGGACACCGGUUUUACGGUGAAUGUUCAAGUUCCCGGAGUUGAGACUUUUUCUAUCCAAGUCUCUCCCCAGGAGAUGGUGCAGGAGAUCCAUCAAGUUCUCAUGGAUCGAGAGGACACCUGUCACAGGACAUGCUUUUCUCUUCAACUUGAUGGAAAUGUACUGGAUAACUUUGCUGAGCUGAAGACUAUAGAAGGCUUCCAAGAAGGCGCAGUUCUAAAGGUUGUGGAAGAGCCAUAUACCGUUCGGGAAGCCAGAAUCCAUGUCCGUCAUAUUCGAGACCUGUUGAAAAGUUUGGAUCCUUCAGAUGCUUUCAAUGGGGUGGACUGCAACUCCCUGUCAUUCUUAAGUGUCUUCACUGAUGGUGAUCUUGGAGACAGUGGAAAAAAGAAAAAGAAAGGAAACGAACUUGAGCAGAUUGAUUGUACCCCACCUGAGUACAUUGUGCCUGGGAGCAAGGAAAGACCAUUAAGUGUACUGCAGCCUCAGAACAAAGACUGGAAGCCCUUGCAGUGUCUGAAGGUCUUCACUAUGAGUGGCUGGAAUCCACCUCCUGGCAACAGAAAAAUGCAUGGUGAUCUGAUGUAUCUUUAUGUGAUAACCAUGGAGGACCGGCAUGUCAGCAUUACUGCAUCCACAAGAGGAUUUUACCUCAACCAAUCAACAGCAUACAACUUUAACCCCAAGCCAGCCAAUCCCAGUUUCCUGAGCCACUCCCUAGUAGAACUGCUGAAUCAGGUCAGCCCAACUUUCAAGAAGAAUUUUGCCGCCCUACAGAAAAAAAGGGUUCAGCGCCAUCCAUUUGAGCGGAUUGCAACCCCUUUCCAACUGUACAGUUGGACUGCACCCCAAGUGGAGCAUGCCAUGGAUUGUGUUAGAGCAGAGGAUGCAUACACCUCCCGUCUUGGAUAUGAAGAGCACAUUCCUGGCCAGACAAGAGACUGGAAUGAAGAGCUGCAGACCACACGGGAAUUAACUCGGAAAAACUUGCCAGAAAGGUUGCUGCGUGAGAGAGCUAUUUUUAAGGUCCACAGUGACUUUACAGCAGCUGCUACAAGAGGCGCCAUGGCAGUUAUUGAUGGAAAUGUCAUGGCAAUCAACCCCAGUGAAGAGACAAAGAUGCAAAUGUUUAUAUGGAACAAUAUCUUCUUUAGCUUGGGGUUUGAUGUCCGAGAUCACUACAAGGAUUUUGGUGGGGACAGUGCUGCAUAUGUAUCACCCACAAAUGAUCUAAAUGGGGUAAGAGCAUAUAAUGCAGUGGAUGUGGAAGGACUGUACACUUUGGGGACAGUGGUGGUGGACUACCGAGGUUACAGGGUCACUGCUCAGUCCAUCAUUCCUGGAAUAUUAGAGCGAGAGCAAGAGCAAAGUGUCAUUUAUGGGUCCAUAGACUUUGGUAAGACAGUUGUGUCCCAUCCAAAGUACUUGGAACUGCUUGAGAAGACAAGCCGUUCCCUGAAGAUAAUAAAACACAAAGUACUAAAUGAAAAAGAUGAUGAAGUGGAGCUUUGUUCCUCUGUGGAAUGUAAGGGUAUCAUUGGAAAUGAUGGGCGUCAUUACAUUUUGGAUCUACUACGCACCUUCCCACCUGACCUCAAUUUCCUACCAAUUGAAGGUGAGACUAUGCCAGAGGAAUGUACCAAGAAUGGAUUUCCUAAAGAGCACAGACACAAACUGUGUUGUCUACGUCAGGAGCUGGUGGACGCUUUUGUGGAGCACAGAUAUCUCAUGUUCAUGAAGUUGGCUGCCUUGCAUCUAAUGCAGCAAAAAGCAUCAAUUAAGGACACACUGGGAGCUGAUGCUCCAACUGCUUCAUCUGAUUCCACAGAGAAGACUGAGCAGCCGGAAGGAAACGGUCAGUCUGAAGAAAAGGAAGAUGAGGAUGAGGAUGGAGAGGCUCAGCUGAAGGUGCUGGAAGAGACCAUGGCAGCCCAUAAAGAAACAGUGGAUGCCAAAAGCAAAGAGGUGAUUCUGCAGGCUUGCCAGGAAGUUGGCUCCAUCAGCAAUACAUCUUUCGACAUACGAUUCAACCCAGACAUCUUUUCCCCAGGUGUUCGUUUCCCGAAUGAGUGCCUGGAAAUAGUGCAGAAUCAGAAGCAGCUGUUGAAGGAUGCAGCAGCCUUUGUCUUAACAUGCCAGAUUCCAUGUUUGAUCAAAGACUGCCUUGACCACAGUAUUGUGCCAAUGGAUGGAUCCACCCUGGCUGAAGCGAUGCACCAAAGAGGAAUAAAUAUGCGCUACUUGGGGAAGGUUAUUGAUGUUGUCAAGAAAUUCCCUGUUCCAUCACAGCUGGAUCAUAUCCAUAAAAUUUUAAUCAGUGAAGUGAUUACAAGAGCUGCAAAGCACAUCUUCAAAACAUACCUACAGGGUGUGGAACUUUCUGCCUUAUCUGCAGCCAUCAGCCACUUCCUGAACUGCUUCCUUAGCCCUUUCCCUACCUCUGUAGCUCAUCUCCAGUCUGAUGAGCUGGUCUCCAAGAAGAAGAACAAGAAGCGCAAAAACAGAAACCUGGGCAAUGCUGACAACACAGCUUGGGCCAACACCACCCCCCAGGAACUUUGGAAGAACAUCGGUUCAGAAGCCAAAAGCUACUUUGAUUUUACUUUGGAAUGUGACAAUGUGGACCAGGCAGUGGAGGUGUACAACCUGCAAAAAAUCAGCCUACUGAGAGAAAUAUGUCUCAAAGUUGGAAUUCAGAUUCUUUUGAAAGAAUACAAUUUUGAUAGUAAACACAAGCCUACCUUCACUGAAGAAGAUAUACUGAAUAUUUUCCCUGUGGUGAAACAUGUCAACCCUAAAGCAACCGACGCUUUCCAUUUCUUCCAAAGCGGCCAAGCAAAAGUACAACAGGGUUACCUAAAAGAAGGAUGUGAAUUAAUCAAUGAAGCCUUAAACCUGUUUAACAAUGUAUAUGGUGCUAUGCACGUGGAAAUUUGUGCUUGUCUACGCCUGCUUGCCAGACUCAACUACAUCAUGGGUGAUUAUUCUGAGGCCUUGAGCAACCAGCAGAAAGCAGUAUUAAUGAGUGAGAGGAUUCAGGGUAUUGAGCAUCCCAGUACCAUCCAGGAAUAUAUGCAUUUAGCCCUGUACUGCUUUGCAAACAGUCAGGUCUCUACAUCCUUAAACUUGCUGUACCGGUCACGUUAUCUCAUGCUUUUAGUGUAUGGCGAGGGUCAUCCAGAGAUGGCACUGCUAGAUAGCAACAUUGGUUUGGUGCUUCACGGAGUCAUGGAAUAUGACCUCUCGCUCCGGUUCCUUGAGAAUGCUCUUGCUAUCAAUUCAAAGUACCACGGAGUCAAGUCAUUAAAGGUGGCACUCAGUCACCAUCUUGUUGCUCGAGUGUAUGAAACCAAGGGAGAAUUCCGCUCUGCCUUACAGCAUGAGAAAGAUGGAUACACGAUAUACAAAAAUCAGCUUGGGGAGCAGCAUGAAAAGACCAGAGAAAGCUCAGAGUAUUUGAAGUAUUUGACCCAACAGGCAGUGGCCCUGCAGCGCACAAUGAAUGAGAUUUACAAGAAUGGAUCCAAUGCCAACAUUAUGCCUCUCAAGUUCACAGCUCCAAACAUGACUAGUGUACUGGAACAACUGAAUAUUAUCAAUGGAAUUCUUUUUAUCCCACUCAGCCAAAAAGAUCUGGAACAUCUAAAAGCCGAAGUUCAACGCCGCCAGCAGCUUCAAGAAACAAUCAAAGGGGCUGAAAAUCAUGAGGCAAAGACUAAAGAAACCGAGAAGUCCGAAACAUCCGACUCCAAUAUAAAUGCAGCCCCUGUGGUGCCAGAGAGUUCUGCUUAGAUCCUUCUCUGCAUUUUUAUUCCCAUUGUUUAAACAAAAAAACACAGACAUUCAGCCUCAAUGGGUUUUUAUCAAAGAGUGACAAUAUAAUUGCACAGGUUCCGAUAUCAAUAAUACACAUUGCAAAUAAGUGACCAGUGUAAAGUGUCUAAUCCUGUGUCUGCUCAGCUGAGACAUCGCUGUUCUCAAAAGGGCACGACAUGUAGAAAGCAAAUGGCCCAGCCUGACACUGGGAUUGUGUGUGUGCGUGUGUAUACGAGCGUGUGAUGGAAGAUGACAUUAAUGCAUUUGUAUAUUUAAAAGAACGAUUGGGCGUUGACUGAACAUUUCUCAGGUCAUUACCCCCGUAGAACUCUCUCCCUCCCCGGCUGAGCUUUGAUUGACAACUGACCCUGACAAUUCAAAGCUGCAACACCAUUUGCUGAGCCAAUCGUUACAGUGCUCCGACUUUUUCAAAGCCAUACAGAGACUGUGAAUGAAGGCAGUAUGUUUGCAGGGUAAACGAUCGAUUCAGGCAUGGAUCUGGCACGCUACAAAACAUGGGAAUUCACCUUCUAAAAAGAGCAGUUUCAUUUUCUUUCCUUUUUGGUUUUUUUUUUUAAUGACUGGUUUUAUAUAGCUGCUUUUUUAUGUAUGGGUAUAAGCAAUGUGUGACUAUGUUUGUUUGGAUUCUUUCUCCUCUUUAAAGGGUUUUUUCUAGCUCUGCUGUCUCUUUUCUGUCCUCUCUGAGCUCUCUCACCAUUCAACUAAAUGGCAGGUCUUGCUCAUAUGUGUAGUCAAGUCUGUGGUACUUUCUUAAUGGGGCAGAGACUUCCAGAAGCAAUUCAACAUGUACCGAACACUAUUCAACUUUGCCUUAGGAAAUCAGAAUGUCCUGUGCGUUGGCCACAAAGCAUUAUAUUGUGUUGUGAUGCUGGAAGGGCCCACAAUGCACUGUGGCAAGAGACAUCCAUGACAGAUGUAUUGUGAUAUAUCAGCCUCAUUUUCCUAGAAACAAUUAUUCUUAGAUGCUUAGUUACAGUUAUUUCAUUUUGUAGACCAGCCUGUGGUUCUC
Xenopus laevis (African clawed frog) is the source of this 5313-nucleotide messenger RNA. RefSeq names its product clustered mitochondria protein homolog (gene cluh.S). The transcript is spliced from 26 exons. Gene Ontology annotation, cellular component: cytoplasm. Gene Ontology annotation, biological process: intracellular distribution of mitochondria; mitochondrion organization. Bases 348 to 4259 code for a protein of 1303 amino acids. The record is from RefSeq and is a predicted model, not a curated record. Gene Ontology annotation, molecular function: mRNA binding. NCBI's taxonomy places the organism in Eukaryota, Metazoa, Chordata, Amphibia, Anura, Pipidae.